Diplodia corticola is the source of this 2799-nucleotide messenger RNA. Its product is annotated as glycoside hydrolase family 3 protein. Gene Ontology annotation, molecular function: acyltransferase activity, transferring groups other than amino-acyl groups; hydrolase activity, hydrolyzing O-glycosyl compounds. Gene Ontology annotation, biological process: peptidoglycan turnover; carbohydrate metabolic process. The coding region runs from base 1 to 2799 and encodes 932 amino acids. The transcript is spliced from 5 exons. NCBI's taxonomy places the organism in Eukaryota, Fungi, Ascomycota, Dothideomycetes, Botryosphaeriales, Botryosphaeriaceae. The record is from RefSeq and is a predicted model, not a curated record.
AUGGUCGCCAAACAAUCCCACCUCGAUCCCUUUUGGGAUGACCUGGAUUGGACCUUGGGCCAACUGUUUAUGAUGGGGUUUGAUGGAACCUCGAUGACCCCACAGAUCCGCCAACUGAUCGAGGAGCACCACAUCGGCGCCAUCCUGCUGACGGCGAAGAAUUUAAAGUCCGCUGAAGAAACUACAAAACUAUGCUACGAGCUGCAGAAGUGUGCUCACGACGCCGGCCAUCCCGUGCCGCUGCUCAUCGGCCUCGACCAGGAAAAUGGCGGCGUCAACAGCCUCUUCGAUGAAAUCUACAUCCGCCAGUACCCAAGCGCCAUGGGCAUUGCCGCCACGGGCUCUACCGAACUUGCAUUCGAGGUUGCAAGGGCAACAGCACAGGAGGUGGCCGCCUGCGGUAUCAACGUCAUCAUGGGUCCUUGCCUGGAUGUAUUAACCAACGCCAGGAACCAGCCGCUGGGUGUCCGAACCACGGGCGACGACCCUCAGGAAGUCUCUGCUUAUGGGGUUGCUUUCGUGAAAGGCUAUAAGGAGGCCGGAGUGGCCACCAUGGGAAAGCAUUUCCCAUCGUACGGCAACUUGGAAUUCUUGGGCUCAGCUCUUGAUGUCCCCAUCAUCACCGACUCCCUCGAACAGCUCAGUCUGAGCGCCCUUGUUCCAUUCCGAAAUGCGAUCGCUCAAGGACUCGACGCAAUGAUGGUCGGAGGCUGCGCCAUGUCCUCCGCCGGGCUCAACGUCAUGCACGCCUGUCUGUCAGAUCAGGUAGUCGAUGGCCUCCUGCGUUCAGAGCUGAAGUUCGACGGCGUUGUGAUCUCGGAGUGUCUUGAAAUGGAAGCGCUAAGCCACAAUAUCGGCGUGGGCGGCGGAACCGUCAUGGCUGUCAACGCAGGCUGUGACUUGGUGCUUCUUUGCCGGUCUUUCUCUGCACAACAAGAAGCCAUCAACGGUCUAAAGCUCGGCAUCGAGAACUCUAUGAUCACCAAGCAAAGGGUCAGAGAUUCCUUACGCAGGGUUAUUUCGAUGAAAGCAAAAUGCAGCAGUUGGGACAAAGCAUUGAAUCCUCCAGGAAUAAAGCUUCUCUCAACUCUUCAACCAUCACAUACAGCCCUUUCGACAAAGGCGUACAAUCACUCCAUCACAGUUGUCAGAGAUAAGAACCGCUAUCUGCCCUUGUCAAACAUCCUGGAACCCGAUGAAGAACUUCUUCUCCUCACUCCUCUUGUGAAGCCUCUACCAGCUUCUGCAGCCUCUGUUGCGUUGUCGGAGUCUGUAUCGGCAGGCUCGCCCGAACCGGCCGUAUGGGAGCGAAGUGCCUCCGUUAUGAGCGGCGAGAGGGUCUUCCGCGAGCUUGGAAGAUGCCUUGCACGGCAGCGCAAUGGACGGGUAUUGCACACAUCUUACACCGCGAACGGUGUCCGACCAGUGCACGAGAAUCUCAUCAGUCGAGCUGGCGCUGUGAUAAUCCUCACGGCGGAUGCUAACCGCAAUCUGUAUCAAUCCGGCUUUACGAAGCACGUUUCCAUGAUCUGCAACAUGCAGUUCACGGCGGGCGGGGAAAGAAGAGAAAAGCCCCUCAUUGUCAUUGCCGUUAGCUCGCCCUACGACUUUGCUCUAGACUCGACUAUCGGCACCUAUGUCUGCACCUACGAUUUCACGGAGACCGCUCUGAACUCGCUGGUCAGGGUUCUUUACGGCGAGCACUCUCCAGCGGGGUCUCUGCCAGGCACCAUCAGCCAUAGCCAAAAGCUGCAUCAGUCCAAACAGCACUGGCUUGUGGAGAUCUUCAACGAGGAAAGAGAUGCCAAUGCUCUUGACACUCUCAUCAAGACUGCGAACGAGGGAAUGCCUCCAGGGCAACGGUCAGAGGUGGCGAGCGCGACAUCGAACUCGUUCCUCUUACACCAUCCAGAAGUCGUAGAGUCUCACUUUGUGGUUCGAAACAGCAGCACGCAUGCACUGUAUGGCUUCUGCUCGACGUAUUUCUUCAAAGCCACAGGCACCGGUGCGAUUGGCGCGCUCUUCGUAGACCCUUCGCGACGGAAGCUCUCGAUCGGCCACUCGUUGCACAACCGAGCCAUUCGCACACUUCUCCAGCGCGACGGUAUCAAGCGCUUCCAGCUCGGCACGCGACUGCCGAGUAUCUUCUUGGGCAUCCCGACAGGGCACGGCGCAGAGCGCAAGAGACUUCGCUCAUGGUUUGCGAACAUGGGCUGGAACACGGCCCUUUCGCGACCAGUGUGCAGCAUGAUCGCGCGCAAUUUGUCCGCUUGGACGCCGCCCGAAGGGAUGGCGAAGAGUCUGGCAAGCGCAGGCGUCGAGUUCGACUUGGUGUACGGUUGGGAGUAUGCUGGUUCGGUGCUUGACCACAUCAAGACAAGUAAUCGCCAAGGCUUGGCCGAAGUGUACAAGCUUGCGCUCACAGACCCGGCAGCAUGCGGGAUCAUUCGCGCCAAGCGGCCGGAGGAUGGCGCGUUGGUGGGGACAGUGGUGCUCUACAACAUGCACUCGCGGCUCUCGGAGUUCGUGCCGGCAAUGAAGGACGUCGGAGAGCUGACUGGGGGCAUUUCGUCGCCGGUGAUUUCGCCCGGGGUGGGCGAAUACUCGACGCUGCUGCAGGGGCUCAUUCUGCUGGGGAUGCGGCAGAUAAAACAGCAGCAGUGCAAUGCGUGCAUUCUGGACUACAUGGACGGGGACGGCAGCUUUGACGGGCUAUCGGCGAUGGGCUUCGACGUGUUGCAUAAUUUUGAAGAAGUCAGCUGUGACGCAGCGACGUGGACGAUGGUGCCACCGUCGUAA